Molecule: messenger RNA, 5991 nt
Organism: Notechis scutatus (mainland tiger snake)
Lineage: Eukaryota; Metazoa; Chordata; Lepidosauria; Squamata; Elapidae
Gene: SYNJ2
Product: synaptojanin 2
Biological process (GO): phosphatidylinositol dephosphorylation; synaptic vesicle endocytosis
Cellular component (GO): perinuclear region of cytoplasm; presynapse
Molecular function (GO): SH3 domain binding; RNA binding; phosphatidylinositol-4,5-bisphosphate 5-phosphatase activity
Source: RefSeq, a predicted model, not a curated record
UUGGAGCGGGAGAGAAAACCUCGAAGCGGGGGCAGCUGCUCCGGAGCAAUUUGCAACCCGGCUGCUUUGGUUUCCCCGCUUCCACCUGAUGGGCAAACGCCUCCAUGGCUUUGAGCAAAGGGUUGAGGCUGCUGUGGAAGCAGGAGCCCACUCCCAGCACCCUACUGGAGGCGCGCGGCCGCCAGGCCUGCCUGCUGCUGGAAGCCGGCACGACAGCAACCCUCACAUUUGAAGAAAAAGAAGAAAUUAAAGGGCAAUAUGAGAAGCUAAUGGAUGCUUAUGGAUGCUUAGGCGAACUGCAGUUAAAAUCUGGCAACUCCACUCUGCGUUUCCUGGUUCUUGUGACAGGCUGUACAUCAGUGGGAAAAAUCCUCGAUACCGAAGUUUACAAGAUCACAGCAACUGAAUUUUGUGCUCUCCAAGAAGAAACUAAGGAAGAAGAUCGUGUUUCUGCCUUGAAGAAACUUCUGAAUUCUGGGGUCUUCUAUUUUUCUUGGCCAAAUUCAGGAUCAAACUUUGAUCUCACUAUCCGAGCCCAGAAGAAAGAUGAUGAUAGCUAUCAAACUGGAAAUUCAUUUUUCUGGAACCAGCUAUUGCAUGUCCCUUUUAAACACUAUCAGGUGAACUGUUCAGACUGGCUGCUAAAAGUGAUUUGUGGUGUGGUGGACAUUCGCACUCUUUACGCCUCUCACAAGAAGGCAAAAGCCUGCCUCAUCUCCCGGAUUAGUUGUGAGCGAGCUGGUGCCCGGUUUCACAUACGAGGAGUCAAUGAUGAUGGUCAUGUUUCUAACUUUGUUGAGACGGAGCAGGCUAUCUACUUGGACAUGGAUGUUUCUUCCUUUGUUCAGAUCAGAGGGUCAGUUCCAUUAUUCUGGGAGCAACCUGGAUUGCAGGUUGGUUCCCAUCAUUUGAAGAUUACCAGAGGCCUGGAAGCAAAUGCUCCUGCUUUUGAUAAGCAUAUGAUGCUUCUGAAGGAACAAUACGGCAAACAAGUGAUCGUUAAUUUGCUGAGAAGCAAAGGGGGAGAAGGAGUUCUGAGUAGAGCUUUCAAGAAAUUACUUUGGGCAUCAUCCCAUGCAGUAGACACUCCAAUGAUUAAUUUUGAUUACCAUCAUUUUGCAAAAGAUGGGAAACUGGAGAACUUGCUGGGGCCUCAGCUAAAGCUACACUGGGAAGAAUUGGGCAUCUUUACAAAGGGUGAAAAUGCAACUUCCCGUCAACAGAUAGGUACCAUUCGAAUGAAUUGCCUGGAUUGUCUAAAUCGAACUAAUACCGUCCAAACCUUCAUAGCACUUGAGAUUCUCCAAAGUCAACUAGAAAGCCUGGGAUUAAAUUCCAAAUCUAUAGUUGAACGUUUUUUGGAGUCUUACAAAGCAAUGUGGGCUUUCAAUGGGCAUAGUCUAAGCAAGAUUUUUACAGGCAGCCGUGCUUUGGAAGGAAAAGCUAAGGUUGGGAAAUUCAAAGAUGGUGCCCGGUCAGUGUCACUGACCAUUCAGUCAAACUUUUUUGACAGCAUGAAACAGGAAGCCAUUGACUUAUUUCUUAUGGGUGAUUUUUACAACGAAGAGUAUGCUGAUAAAGAGAGAAUGCUGCUGGAUCAUACCGCAUUAUUGAUGACACCAAGCACUUUGAACAUCAUGUCAGAGCGUCAAUUUGAAUUCACGAACUUCAAGAGAAUUCGUGUUGCCAUGGGGACCUGGAAUGUAAAUGGAGGCAAGCAAUUUAAGAGUAAUAUCCUUGGUACCAGCGAAUUAACAGAUUGGUUACUUGAUUCCCCUAAGCUCUGUGGGGUUUCAGAGUUUCAAGAUGAUCAUUGUCCCGUUGACAUAUUUGCUGUAGGAUUUGAAGAAAUGGUAGAAUUAAAUGCUGGCAAUAUUGUGAAUGCGAGCACAACCAAUAGGAAGACAUGGGGAGAACAGAUACAGAAGGCUCUUUCAAGGACACAUCGAUAUAUUCUGUUGACCUCGGCACAGCUUGUGGGUGUUUGCCUCUUCAUUUUUGUAAGACCUUUCCAUGUUCCCUAUAUAAGGGACAUAGCAAUGGACACAGUGAAGACUGGGAUGAGAGGAAAAGCUGGAAACAAAGGAGCAGUUGCUAUCCGUUUCCAAUUUCAUAGCUCCAGCUUAUGCUUUGUGUGUAGCCAUUUGACAGCUGGCCAGUCUCAGAUAAAAGAACGGAAUGAAGACUAUAAAGAGAUCACUCAGAAACUGAGUUUCCCAAUGGGAAGAAGUAUGUUUUCUCAUGACUAUGUUUUCUGGUGUGGUGAUUUCAACUAUCGCAUCGACUUGACUUAUGAAGAAGUAUUUUAUUUUCUCAAACGACAAGACUGGAAGACUCUCUUGGAAUCUGAUCAACUGCAGCAACAGAAAUCCAGUGGAAAGAUUUUUAAGGACUUUCAUGAAGGAACUAUCAAUUUUGGUCCCACAUAUAAAUAUGAUGUUGGCUCUGAGGCUUAUGAUACAAGCGAUAAAUGUAGAACUCCAGCGUGGACUGACAGAGUUCUUUGGUGGAGGAAGAAACUUCCAAUUGAUAAAACAGCUGGACAAGUCAGUCUUCUUGAUAGUGAUCUCAGUGCUGAAACCAAAGUCGGACCCAUUUGGUCUCCUGGUGCCCUGAUGUAUUAUGGAAGAGCUGAGCUCCAGGCCAGUGACCACAGGCCUGUUUUAGCUAUUGUGGAAGUGGAAAUCCAAGAGGUUGAUGUGUCUGCUAGGGAUAAUGUUUUCCAUGAAGUAUCAUCGUUUCAGGGGCCUCUAGAUGCUACAGUGGUGGUGUCUCUAUUGUACUGUUCCCCUGAAGAGAAAGAUGAAUUUCCUGAGGAUUGUCAGAUGGAGCUUAUGCAGAUCUUUGAGACUUACGGCACUGUUGUGCUUGUCAGGAUCAAUGGAGGUCAAAUGUUGAUUACGUUUUCAGAAAGCAGAUCUGCUCUUCACGUUCUUGAUGUGGAUGGCAUCAAGAUUAAAGGCAGGAUUGUGAAGAUUUGUCCUAAAACCAAAGAUUGGCUGAAAGGUCUUCAAGAGGAAAUUGCUAGGAAACGCGACAGUAUCGCUCCUAUGUCACCCACAGCAAAUUCCUGUCUGCUGGAGGAAAAUUUUGAUUUUUCAAGCUUAGAUUAUGAAUCAGAAGGUGAUAUCUUAGAUGAGGAAGAUGAUUAUUUGGAUGAAACGUUGUGUGCCGGAUCCUUUGAAACAGAAACCGUAUCAACAACGGAAGAGUCGGGAGAUGGAUCAGAAUAUGUCAGCAUGGCAUCUACCAUACAAGCAAACAAGUCACAUCUUGCUGGAAGAAAACCAUGUCGGUAUAAAGAUGAUGCUGACUUGGUUGAACUAAAACAAGAGUUUGAAGGAAGUGCGAAGUUCUGUCAUCGCUCCCCAACCAGGUCUCUGUCCGUGCCCGGUAGGCCUCGGCAGCCUCAGCCCCCCCAGCGACCUCCCCCACCAGCUUCAGUGCCCAUGAAAAAAUCCCCAUCAGAUGGUUCCAUCUCUUCAGGAAGCUGCUCCCUGUCCUCCAUCUUGGAUACAGCAAAGCUUCUUCCAGGAGCACCACAGCACCCUCCAAAAUCACGAACUGGAAUUAGUAAGCCAUACAACGUAAAACAGAUCAAAACCACCACCCCAGAAGAAGCUGAGGAAGCCAUUCGGUGUCUGAUGCAAGCAAAAGGAGUAACACCCCAGGAAUCCUUGGCUUCCAUUCCAGCAAGAACUCAGACUGUGACUAAACCUGAAUUCAUUCCCGGUGGCCCAAACUCAGCACCUCUUCACAGCCUCCAGCCAGCCCCAGUCCUCAUACCUCAGCGCCCCCCACCUAAAGUCCCAACUACCAAAAAACCUGCACCUUUGCAGAAAAUGGGAGCCAAGCCAGGAUGUCCUCCUUCUCCAGAAGAGCACCUUGAGCAAACCGUGAGUCACUUCUCCUCUGCAUCUCCAGAAACGUGUCUGGAAACCACAACUAUUACUGGUUCUCUUAAGACUGUCCCCAUUCCUAAGCCAAGGACCAUGCAUCCUGGCAAAAUUACUGAGAGGAGCAACAGCAGCAGCAAUGAAAGGCAACCAACUCCCUUGUCUCUUUUAGAGGAAAGUUCUCAUAUUCCUUCUCUGAACUUGACUCAGGCUCCAAGAGUUCCCCCAAGAAGAAAGAAGUCUGCUCCUCCCGAUUUUCACCUGCAAGUACUCCAGAACAGCAAUAACCUGUUUCUAAAAGGGCUGACAUUCAAUUCCAACAAUAACGUUCCAACACCAUAUUUUUCCACAGUGGAUUCUGACGCGCUGCCAUCUUCUCAGAGUGAACCCUCUCUUCUUGCUUCAACAGUGGUGAUCAGCUCAAAAGACAAUGAUGCUAAGCUCUUGAGGCAGACUGGUUUAGAAUUGAUUGGUGGCCUACAGGAAACUUCUCCAUUGAGGAUUCGGCAACAAGAGCAAGCUUCAGACAAUCCUUGUCCAAUGGAAAAUACCAAUUUGCUAGACUUGGAAGUAGACUUUGCUGCUUGCCAGCCAGUGAUCCAGCCGUUACCACCCAAUCCACCUCCUGCUUCACAAAAUUUGAAACACUCCUGUCCAAGGGAUUUCAGCCACUGGGUCACAUUUGGAGAAGAUGGCAACAGUAGUACUAUAUCUCAGGGUUAAGCUCUGACCUCAGUUUAAAACUAUGAACUCAUUUUUGUACGUUUUUUUCCUAGAAAAACACUUUAUGAACUUUAUGAUAGAAGGAAGUUCAGCAAAUUAUGUACGGCAAUGGUCCCCAAUCUUUGGGCUUGGCAGUCCGGGAGGGGGGAGCUCUGCAAGUAGUGGCCUGCUACCACUUGUGCAAGUGGAGCUGUGUGCAUGCAUGCGUGCUGGUGCACCACGCACUAGUGGAGCUGCGCAUUCGUGCCAGCCCACCUCUCGUGCGCCCAGUUCCAAGUAGGCUACAGGCCAGUAGUGGGCCGCAGCCCAGGGGUUGGGGACCCCUAUGUAUGGUAUAGCAUUCGUCUCUUCUCACGCCUUGGUGAUUUCUGGUUCAAGUUUAAUAGUAAAUUCAAUAACAAGUAUUUAUUUAUCGUAUGCAUGUGUGCGAAAAUGAGGCCUGCUUCAAAUACUCUUUACUUGCACUUCGCUCAUUUCUGAAUCCCAUCCCACAAGUGGUUGCUUGCCCUGUAGUUUUCUACUGUAAAAAGCUGAGUUAAUUCUGCUUUAUAUACUAAGAGGUACUCUGUCAUUCUUGAGCCAACUGCAUGCUUAGAACCCUAGUUCACAACCAUAAAUUAUUUUUUAUCCUUGUUAUCAAUGUAUGCAAAGUAGGAACGAAUUUGAAUUUCAAAAAGUUGGGAAGAGAAAAAAAUGAUAGUCUGAUUCUGUCUAAUAAUAGCUGUCAUUAAUAAUAUAGAGGAAAAUCCAAGGUGGUUUUAGAAGUGGCAUGGUAAGCUUGGGGGCUAGUAGUAUCCAAAAUAGCCAUUCAAGUUCAAGCUGUGAUGGAAAACCUUCUUUAGGAUUUUAGAAACAUGCCUGUAUGAAGACAUGGAAAUAUAUACAGUAUUUUGAGCAAUGUGGUUGUAGAUCUAGCCUGUUUUGAAUCGGAGCCUGAAGGGGUGAAGGCAAGAGAUGUAUUCCCUUAUAGAUCACCUCAUAGCAGAAAUCAUUGUUAAUUUUCUGUUAUAUACCUAGAUCUGGGUCUGUCUGGAUUAAUAUAAGAACAUAUUACCUAUGGAAGAAACUACCCAUAUAUGAUAUAGGUAGGAAAUAACACAGGUACACAUAUGAGUGGCUUCUAUUCUCAUUUUAAAUCUCAAGUAUUCUUCGGCUAAUAAAAUGUCCGGUGGGUUAUGGGGGGAAAACACUAAUUAGUAUGGACACUGAAAGGCUAAUAUUUUUGUGCACAAUUACCGGUAUUUUACAUCGUAAAAAAUACAGUGAUCUAGCUUUACAAUUCAGGCAAGAAAUUAAAAUCUAGGAUCUAGAAUUUAAUAAAGAAUUAUGUUGCUUUAGAACAGGGGUCAAAUUUGCGGGCCGCAGGCCAGAU